AUGAACGAUUUACAGACCGUAUCCCUCCCGCCUCGGUUACCGUACACCUACAGUCUCCAAUGGCUCUACAUCCGCGACAGGAAUCGACAUCGCGAAGGCGUCAACUCGUCGUCGACGUUGGUCAUCUGCGACGCCAACGAGCACGGCGAUAACGCGUGCGCGAUACCGCGUCUGCGGAUCCCGAUCCGCGACCGCGUCUAUCCCCAGAGCAUCAGCUUCAAGUGAGUAGGGAUAUAGACGAUUCACGGCUAGCUUGAGACGCAAAAAGGCGUGGCUUGUCUGAACUCUCCACCAACCAGGCACUGUCUGUUCUCUUUUCGUGGCAGGACCCUUUUCAAGAUAGUUCAAGCCAGCCGUGAAUCAGCUAUAGAAAAAAGUGAAAAAUUGGUUUUUAGAUGGACCCUGUAUUCAUAGAGAAAUGAUUUUGUUAGCAGUGAGAUUACUGUAGAGCCAUCAUUGUUUCUGGUCGCAUUUGAACGUCUCAAAGCGUUGCGGCCGCAAUUUUUUAAAAUUUUCGUUAGAGGGGCGUUAGAGAGCCCAAUGCGCAAGUCGUUUUAAGUCGGGCCCUUUUUGUAACUUUUAAACGAGUCAUAAUUAUUUUUGGUCGCAUUUGGAAUGGCUCUAAUCGUGGCGCUCAAAAUUAUGUCAGAUGGCAGUUUUUCUAACGCUUAUGGUUGAGCUAGCGCGCAAGUCGUUUUGAGUCGGACCAUUUUUUUAAACUUUUAGCAAGUCAUUAUUAUUUUUCCUUGGUCGCAUUUGGAAUGGCUCUGACUGUGUAGGUCGAAAUUAUGUCAGAUGACAGUUUUUCUAACGCUUAUAAUUAAGCUAGCGCGCAAGUUGUUUUGAGUCGGACCAUUUUUUAGCGAAUUUUUAGCGAGUUAUUAAUAUUUUUCCGUGGUCGCAUUUGGAAUGGCUCUAAACGUUGCCGUUGCAAUUUUUCUAAUGCUUUCGGUUAGCCCAGAGCGCAAGUCGUUUUGAGUCGGCCGCAUACUUUAGUCAUUCCUCGUGCGGCCGUGGACUUUUCGGAAAAAAACCAGUAGAAUAUAUGACUGGUUUUGAAGAAUUGAAAGGGGAUUAUUCGUAUAUUUCGAAACAGAAAAGUCAGGUAUUGUUCUGUCUGCUCUCUCUUUUCUCUUGCCUGUGAGGCUAUAGCGACAGAAAAAUAGCGUGUAAAUGGGAGAGGCCCGCCUGGGAAAUUUUUUAGUGACCCCUUUAGGGUUCUGACGCUUUAGUGGCCACUAAAGGAAUCGAGUUAGUGGCCACUAAAGAUUACUUUAGUGGUCACUGAGACGCAAAUUAGUGGCUUCUAUAGAGGCGGUUUUAGUGGCCACUUUAGAGUCCUCUGCCUCUUAAGAGGCCACUAGAAACUUUCUCGAAAUUUAUCGUUUCAGAAGCGCCGGUCGUCCAAUGUAUCUGGCCUUGGAGCAUCUGGUCGACGGAGAGAAUGUUGGAUACGUUCAGGGCGAUGUUCAGCUUCUGUUCCGGAUCCAUGCCAGCGUUUUAGGUGAUUUCAAGGAUUUCUAACUUAUUCAGGCAGAUUUAAUUUCAGACAAGGCCUACUAUGGCUUAAACGUAACCCACUGCAUCAUCGAUGAGAACAUCGGGAACGGGGUCCGAGCCAAUGACGUCAGAGAACGGACGGCUCUCACAAAUGUCACCCUGGAGGCGAAUCAAGGAUACGCGGGAUUCUAUGUCAAUGUGUGUCGUUGAUCUCUUUUUAUUGAUUUUUGUCCUCCCUCUCAGAAAAAAUUUUUGAAAGCUUUCGAGUGUCUACGUCUCUGUUCCCUCACCGGCAAGGUUAGAGAAAAACGAAAAUAGCACAGCAACAUGAGAGGGUUGCCGAGAGACGAGGAGGUUACAGAGAAAAACAGCAGUUUUGCGAUAAAUAGACUAUUGCGGUUCAAAAACUUCUAGGAGCUAAUAAAGAAGCUUUACUGAGAAAGUUAGUCAUGAUUUUCCAGGGUGAUGUUUUUUUGAAAAUGCACUUUUUUCAUUUUUGACGCGUUUUAUGUUGUCAGUUUUGAUUGCAAGUUUGGAAAAAUUCAAAAAUUUGGCGUUUCAAAUCAAUUUUUAUAAGGAAAUAGGUGGUUUUUUUCUUUGAAUUUUUAAAUUUUGAGCUAUUAUAAAGGUUGUUUCAUCGUGUGGAAAAAGAAGCCUUGGAAAAUUUUUCCCAUUUUCUGAAGGUUUUUCGAAAAAAAAAUCUUCAUUUUUUAGCCGAUUUUCUGUCAAAUUCUCUCAGAAAAAGGAGCUUUUUCAGGGCGGCGCCGCAGAUAUUUGGAUUAAUGAGACGAGGAUCCUGAAAAAUUGGGGCGACGGAAUAAAUGUCAGCUAUGUUGGUGGCUCAAUUACGAUCAACGGAACGAGGAUUGAGAAAAAUCGGUGGCGAGGUGGAGUUUUAAAAGAGAAAAGUCAUUUCAAAAAAAAAUUUCUAGGUAAGAUUCAACGGAAAAAAAAAGCCGGAGUAGGUUAGGGAUUAUGUGCUCCAGUGAUAAUUUUGGAAAAUAUGCGAAAAUAAAAGUUCAAAAAAUGUUUGAAGGGAAAUCUGAAGUGUAAAAAUAGCCUGCAUAGGUUAGGGAAUGUGCGCUCCAGUGAUAAUCUAGGUAAUAAUGCGAAAAUUUAAGUUGAAAAAAAUAUUUUUUAGUGAAAUUUUAAGAGAAAAAAUAGCCUGAAUAGGCUCGGGAUUCUGCGCUCCAAGGAUAGUUUCCUACAGAAAUGUGUUUUUGCUGAAUUUUUGUAAGGAAAUCCCGACUUUUUUGGUUUUUCACAGUUUUAAAGCAUUUAGGGUUCAAUUUUGUCUGAGAAAAAAAAAGUUCCCAGUCGAUCUACGGGAAAAAAUAGCCGGAAUAUAUAAAUGAUUCUGCGCUCUACGGAUAAUUCUUGCAGGAUUCGGUUUUCUAUUAGAUUUUUGUAUGUAAAAGCUGAUUGCUCUAAUUACAAAGUGAAAAAAUAGACUUGAACGUAAUCUUCAAGAGAAAUUUUGCUGAAAAAAUAGCCUGAAGGGGGGUCAGAGAAUGUGCGCUCCAAGGAUAAAUCCUGCAGAAAUGUGCUUUUGUUGAGUUUUUUGCCCUGAAUACUUGUUUUCUAGUCUAAAAAAAGGAUUGGAAUCAUUUUUUCAAGCGCUUUCUUAAUUCGUACAUUUCUCAAGGGUUUUUAGCUCAUUUUUUGCCUCAAAAUAUGGAAAAAAUGAUAAAUUUUGAAAAAAAAACUCAUAGAGCUAUUCCAAGUGCGACCAUUCGAAAAUCUAUUUUUUUUUUUCAGGCGCCGCUUUUCACUACAACCAAAGUUUGCCCUUCCACGCCCUCCAUCAGGAAGUUAUUUUCAAAGGUUUUCUAAUUUUGCGUAAAAAAUUAAAUAAGUUUAAUUUUAGGUCGACCGUCGAAUAACAUGUUCUACCUUCCGACAAUCAUUUCUGAAAAUGAAUGGGGCGGAGUUUUGAUCGGGAAUUAUUGUAUCUCUUCGAGACUCCAUGUUGAGCCGAAAGUAGGAUUUUCCAGAAAAAGAAGCUCAAAAAUCAAAAUUACUGGGGGAAUUUCUAGUAGCCAGUUUAGGGAUUUCAGCUAGUGGCCUCUUUAGGGUAGCAUGAUAGUAGCUAUAGAGACAGAGAACACUUUAGUGGCCCCUUGAGAGGCUCCUCAAGGAUUUCUUGGAGAGGACACUCAAGUGGCCACUAGACCCACCUCUAUAAAAGCCACUAUUUUCCGUUUUAGUGGCCACUUCAGUAGUUUUCCAUCCAGUAUUCCUUCCAGUAACUCUGAUAAUUUUAAAACAAACAGAUUGGACCAGUUAUGUCGAUUCAUUGACCCCUCAAGUGGCCACUAAAGUGGUUUAGUAGUAGCACUUGGACUUCUAUAGUAACCACUACUGUUUAACCCCUUAAGUGGCCUCUAAUUUGAAUACUGCAAUAGCCACUGAAACUUUAAAACCCUAAAGAGGCCAAUAAAAAUUUUGCCCAAGAAAUCGAGAAUAAUGACUAAAAAAUCUUCAGCCUCUGUCAAGAUUAGGAACGCCAGAGAGAUUCCUAUAGGGGACAAAAAAGUGCCCCCUGUAGGGGUAAAGUUUAGGAGGACCCUGAGGGGUUUAGAAGUCUGAUCAAGUGGGCCUUUCAUUUUUGAUCAGAUUUGAAGAUCAAAAAGACGAAGCCAAUACAUUUUUUUUCUUUUAAUCCACUUUUCAGUCAAAUAUCUCUACUUAGUGUGUCAAUAAUGCUCCAUGGAUAAAGUCGUGUUUUUUGGUCCCAUUUUUCAAUACUUUGAGAUUUUCACAUGUAACUUAUAUACAGAAAAAACGGUUCUUUAUACUUUUGAAUUUUUAUUUUCCAUUUAUCGGCUCCUAUCUUUUUUCUCUCGGAUCGAACUUCAUUCUGAACCUUAAGGUCCUAAUAAGUUGGGUCGAAUUUGUCCACAACCGUUACCACCCGGCCUUGGAAGUAUUUUCGUGCCAGGACCGAAAUGUGGCCAGAACCUAUGUCGAUGUUACUGGGAAUCGAGUGGAAGGUAAAAAAGGAAAUCAUCAAGAAUAACCAAGUGCGCUCCAUUGAGAAUUGUCUAUAGAACUUUUAAAAUGGGUAACUUCGCUCCGAUGAGAAUUUUUAUUAUUUUUUUGCCUUCACAAAAGCCAAGUGCGCUCCAUUGAGGACUGUCUAUAGUGUUUCUGAAAUAGGAAAGUGCGUACCACUGAGAAUCGAUUAUAAUAUUUAAAAUUAAACAAGUGCGCUCCAAUGAUAAAUUUUUUAGUUGUGUCUUUAUAAUAGCCAAUUGCUCUCCAUUGAGAAUUUUUCUCCUAAAUUUGUCAUUUUUUUAAUGAACUUUGAGCGAAAAAAAGACGGCUUGAAAAAAAAAUCAGAAAAGUGCGCUCCAGUGAACACUUUUUUUCAAAAAAAUGAUUAUUGAAGAUUUUAGAAGCUUUUUCAUUGACGAAGAAUGAAUAAGAUUAUUUUUAUUUUUAUUUUUUCAAAGUUGAAUCAUUUAUUUUUCAGGAAACCUGGGUUACGGUAUGAGAAUCGCUCCGGCUGUCAAUAUUUUGGCCGUGAUUUCUAGCAAUCAAUUUUUGAACAAUAAUGACACCGCCUUGUACAUUCGCAACGCCCAAUGGCCACAGUUGGGAAAUUUACCGGCUAACGUUGGUUAUUAUCCGAUAACAUGAGCAAUGAAGUGAAAUUCAAGGUUACGAUAUCGAAAAACGCGUUCAAAUUCAACCAUGCCAAGUAUAUCAUAUCGAUUGGGUUGAAUGAAGGUUCUCCGAGGCAAUUUCUGACUUUUAAUCAGCAGAAUGAGGUGAUUGAAAUUUACAGCGGAAAUCUGUAAAAUGCGGCCUUUUUUUGAUUUUUGAUUUUUCAACAGUUUCUAAAAAUACGCAUGGUAAAUGUUCUGAAAAGCGAAAAAAUUUGAUUUUCUUUUAACUUUUCGAAAAAUUCUGACCUGUCUGCGCUCUCUCUUCUCUCACUCGUGAGGGCAACACAUAGAAACGUCAGAGUGGCCCCUAGAGGGGUCAGGAAAAGGAAAAGCCCUCGUAGUGGACAAAAAAAAGCCCCUAGGUGGUCUUUAUAGGGUUACAGAGUCUUACCCCAGAGCCCCUAAAGCUCAAGUGGUCCCUGUAGUGGUCUCGUGAUUUUUUUUUCCUCUUUGAAAAGACGUGUAUGGGCCGCUAGCAUGCUGACGCUCUUUGAAAACUCAACGGCCCCUUUAGGGGCUGUCAAAGUGGCCCCUACAGGGGUACCUUCAAAACCCACAGCCCCUAUAGGGGCCACUCUGAAGUUCCUAAGUAGAAACGGAAAUAGCAUUGCUUAGGGAGAAGAGAGCACAGAGAAGACAUAUGGUUCCAAAUUUUUGUGUUUUUUACACCGCCAGAAUCCAAAAAAUCGACAAAAAGCCAACGUUUAGAUACGCGCCAAUACCGUAUUCGAUCCAUUCCCGGAUUUGCCGCCUAGGAGUACUCCCUAUGCCGCGAUGGUCGUUUCCAGCAGGUAAUAUUGGGAAUUUCACGUGUUUUUAUGAUUGAUAAGAUAUCCGAGGUGAAAAUCGAGAAUCUGGUAUAAAAUUUUGCUCCAAAAAGUGCGGGGUAGUCGAAGUUUUGCAGAGAAAAAUCGAAAUUAUGCAGAAAUUGACGAAUUUGGCAGAAAAUGUCAAUUUUUCGAAGGAAAAAGUCGAAAUUUCGCUGAAAAAGGUUGUAAAUUUGCAGAAAGUAGUCGAAAGUUCGAGGAAACUAGUUGAAAUUCUGCAGAAAUCUUUUGGCCCCGAAAAUCUUGAAAAAAAAGGCGGGUUUCGACUUUUUAAAGAGCCCGAUUCGGCUUAUUGUAUAAAAAAUUGUCUUUUUUGAGCAUCUUUCAUAGGAUUUUUCACAGAAAUUUGGAUCAAAGCGACGGUUUUCGAAUAAAAAAAGCUUUCGACCCCUUUGUCUACUCUUUUUCAGGUACCUAAUGAGGUUGGCAGAUAAACUUUAUUUCUUUGGGCAAUCUUUUUCUGGAUUUUUUGCAAAAAUUAUCAAAAAUGCGUUUUCUAUUUUUCUAGUGAUGAAUUUUGCUUCCAGUAACGUGAAGAUCCAUCGGAACUGCUUCAAAAACGAAAGAGCCAAGUAUGAAAUCGCCACCGAGUUACAAGAACACGCGAAAUGGAUCGAUGCGCGGGAAAACAACUGGGGAUCGCCCAUCGUUGGACAGUUCAUCGACAAGAUUUUCGAUCAGGUAAGAGGUUUUUUGAGAAUCUGGGGACAGGGGAAUUGUAGAAAUAAGAGAUUUAAAUGAACGGUAAAGUUUGGAUCAAUACAUCUCACUUACCAUUAGUCAUAGCUCUAAUCGACUAGGCGAGAAAGUUUGAAGCUAUUACGAACAACCGCCUUUGGCGAACUAGAAGUCGAAUCGUGUAGUUGAUCAAAUUGAAUCAAGAAGACGAAUCGUGUAGUUGAUCAGGUUGAGUCAAGAAUUUCAAUCGUGUAGUUGAUCAGGUUGAGUCAAGAAUUUCAAACGUGUAGUUGAUCAAGUUGAAAGAAGGGUUUUACGGCCCUCCGCCUCGUUCUCCUGCGCGUAGUCGAUUCAAUGACUUCUCAGCGAGCUCAUAAUGUAGCGGAUGCUAUAGCCGAAGCCCGGAGACCGUCCUGGCUUCACACGGAAUUCAGAGGCAGAAAAAUAGAAUAUCAUAGUUUUAUACUCUUGGUACAAUCGUUGGUUCUGCGAUAAUUUUCUUUGACUCCAUUUGGUAGAUUUCAUGAAUUCAUCCAGUUUAUCUGAUAUCAAGUAGAAAAACUUCAGUUCUACCGCUACUCCCUGGCCACCAUCGACAUCGAUCCCUUCAUGGCGGUGUGCAACCAACGCGUUCCUCAUAUCACCCCACAAAACGAAGUUUUUCGUCAAUUUCGCAAAGAUUCUCAGUCAAACACUCUUGGUGGUAUCAUCUAUGAAAAUCACGAUCUGCUCAAGGGCCGGUUCGUACGGAAAAAUUGACAUUAUGACGUCAUUUUUGAAGGUAUACGGUAACGGACGACCUUCAAAUUGUCCCUGGAGCAAAGUUGACCAUCGGGUCGGGAUCCGUUUUGGAGUUUCAGUUUGGCGUCGGAAUGUUGGUUCAGGUAAGGUGAAUUUCGAUCGUGACGUCAUAAAUUUGUUAUCAUGACGUCAUAGUGACUUUUAGAGAAUCCUGAUUGUGACGUUAUAGUGACUUUUAAAGAAUUCUGAGUGUGACGUCAUGAAUUUGUUAAUAUGACGUCAUAGUUACUUUCAGAGAAUCCUGAUUGUGACGUCAUAAAUUUGUUAUUAUGACGUCAUUUUUCUUCGGAACCAGAUCGAAAUAUAGCCUUUUUAUAGCUGUUUCAUAUUGCUCAUAAGCCAGGGCUCAGAAAAUAAAAUUCAGGGCGAAUUGACGCGAAAUGAAUUCGAAAGCGAUGAGAGGGUGGUUUUCACAAGUGCUCCAUUCACACUGGAAAGUCGGCCGAAUAUUCGACUAAUCAAUGAUGAUGGAAACGCGGCGGUGACUGAAGGACGAUUGGAGGUAUAAAGUUGAGAUCACCAAAAAUGGAUCUUUUUAAAAAUCCAAAUGAUUUUUAAUAUCAAGAUAGUAGGUUCUUUACUGAACAAGCCGAAAAAAAAGCGCAAGACUUCGACCUUCCAACACCUGAUACUGAAAGAUGCCAGCAUGCGCAAGUAGUUUUUGGUCGGACGCAAGAAAAAAGAAAUAAUCACUUUCGCAGUUAUUCAUAUUUUCCUCACGACCUAGGGCGCUUGAAGUCGGGGAAAUCUUGAAUAUGAUAAAAAUUUGAAAAUAAGAAGGUUUUGAAGCGGCCACAUCGUAGAUGCGCAAGUAGUUUCUGGUCGGGCGCGCUGAAAAAGAUGAAAAAUGUAAUGAGCCGUUUUUCUCACGAUUUAGGGCGUUUCAAGUCGGUAAAAUGAAUUUUGAAAUUUGAAAAUAUUAUUUCGAGUGCCUAUAAAAUGACCACCCAGUGUCGCGCAAGUAGUUUCAGGUCGGGCGCGCUGAAAAAGACGAAAAAAUUGCUCUUUUUGAGCCCUUAGUGAGUUUUUACUGAUGGGAAAGGAGAAAAUGUUCUAUAGUUUUUUACUUUCGAGUGUCAUGAAAAUUCCUAUUAACUAACCGUUUCGCAAGCGCAAUUCGUUGAGCCAUUCCAAAUGCGACCACCAUCAUCUUUAAUUUUUCCAGGUGUUCAUAGAUGACCAAUGGGGAACCGUCUGCAAUCGUUCCUGGACCGCUUUCCACACAGUUUUGGCCUGCAACCAACUUGGACUCAUAGCGGAUGUUCAAUUUUUCGAAAAUUGGCGCAUUUUCCCGUCCAAGGGGGAUUUGCCCAUGAUUGUCGAUAAUAUCCGCUGUGAGGAGACUGAAGUUGACAUCACGAAAUGUCGACAUGAUGGAGUGAGACACAACGCCGGGGCUGGAUGUCGUCCGACCGAAGUUGUUGGUGAGGGUUUUUGGGUUUUUGAGGGCUCAAAAAUUCGAAAAAUGAGAAACAUCAAGUAUAGUCCAUUCCUGCUCGUCUCUCUGCGCCCUCUCAUUUUGGCUUGCUAUUUUCAUGUUUCUCUGACUGGUGAGGGAACAAAGAGACGCAGACUCUCGAAAACGGGGGUUUCUCUGCACCCUCUCAUGUUGACGUGAUGUUUCCAUUUUUUUUUUCUGACCCUGGCGGUGGGAGAAGAGAGACGCAGACACCCAAAAAUUCCCAAAAGCGGGAAUUCUCUGCGCCCUCUCAUUUUGACGUGCUAUUUCCAUUUUUCUCUGACCGGUGAGAGAACGUAGAGACGCAGACAGUAAAAAAGAUUUGGCGAAUUAAUUUUUCCGAAAAUCUCUAGACCUCAUUCAACACUGAAAAAAAGGUUCCAAAAUGUCCGAAAAAAAUUUAAAAUUUUUUUAACUGGCCAUAAAUUGGGCUUAUGUGCGCCCUGCGGAUAAUUUUUUUAUGAUUCGACCCUUUUUUUCUGAAAAAUUUUUUUAUUCAUUUUGUACUCCCUGUCGCAAAUUAUUGAUCAAGAUUUUUAGACCGAAUUCUAAAAAAAGUUUAAAAAAAUCGCGUAUUUUUUUGUUGAUUUUAGAGAUUGAGCUCAUCUGCGCUCUAUGGAUAAUAAAAAGUUUAUUCAGAACUUUACGGUUUCAAAUUGAAUUAUUAAGUCAAAAAAAUUUUUGAAAUCGAUUAAUCAUUGUAUGUUUGAAUGACACUAGUCUUUAUCAGAGAAUUGCCCAUCAAACAGCAAUUUUCAGGCCUGCGUUGUCUGGAGCCUCGUUGGGCGGGUGUACGGUAUUCUCUACUGGCCAAUCCGCCUACAGUAACCGGCCAAACUACGAUGGACAAUUGGCUGAUCGAAAAAGGAGGCCUCUACAAUUUCCGGACCUCGGAAUUCUGCUCGGCUUUCCAAAUUGAUUGGAAUUAUCAUACGUUCCAUCGGCUGGAAGUUAAGGUAUGGUUGGGCUGAAAAAGCUAGAAAAGUGGUCACUUGAGGGUUUUGAGACUUACAGUUGGGAUAGCGUUAGAAAAAGGUUCUGGAAGCUCUUCUCUAGUGACCACUUGAGAGGUAGGCUUUGAAAGGGAUCCUCCUGACAAGAUUUCGUUAGAAAACGACCCAGAUAUCAGGGUGAUCAUUCUAGUGACCACUUGAGGGGUCUCAUAAGAAAAAAAUGACUCUCUUGAGUGGCCAUUUGAGAACAGGGCUGCCAAAAAGGCUAGUUUAUAUUUUUAAAAAAAUUGGGAAGCUUUUAAGUGGCCUCUUAAGGGAAAAUGGUUCUAAAAACGGAUAAGUGGUAACUUAAGUGAAUGUUCAACUGUCACUGCGGUUUCAUUUAAAUAAAAAUCGAGAAAGUAAUUUUUAAAAUGUUUCUCUGAGUGACCACUUGAGGGCUUUUCAAUAUCCUUGACAUCUUUGAAGAAUUCUAGGGGCCACUUAAGAGCUUCCACAAGGGCUACUUGGAGAGGAGGCUAAAGUGGCCACUAGUUUGCUUCUAAGUGACCACUGAAGGACUUUCAAUGGUCUAGUCUAGUAGUACUCCCUAGUGCUCUAAUGGCCCCUUAAACUCUUAAGUGGCCACUAAAUCGACUACACUAAAUCGACUACUAUAUUGAACCAGAGGAAGUCGCUUCCAGGAAUAAAAUGUCUACUUUGCUCAAAAUUUUUUCUAGAACAAUUUCUGGGACGGAAUCGAUGUCAUCUACAACGACCUGAUCAAAAAGCCGGCCAUUAGGAAAAGCUGGAUCACGAAUAACAGAAGGAAUGGCCUGCAUCUUAGAUCUGCAGGCAUUACUGUAGAAAAUGUGGGUUUCCAGGCCCUCUGAGACUUUUUUCUCAUUGGAGCGAAUAAGGUCUUUUUCGAAGGAAUUUUCGCGGCUAUUUUUUGUUUCCUCAGGAAAGUGUGCUUUUUCAGGUUACGAUAAACUACAGUGGUCAGUCGGGCAUACGGUACAAUCCGUCGAUCAGCGCCCUAACCCAAAAAGAUAUUGUCUCUUGGCUGGAACUGAGAGAACAGCCCGAACAGGAGGCCAAUAACAUUUUCCAUAUCCCCAAAAAUGGCCUGGAUCAUAUCGAAGUGAUUUAUUGAUUUUUAUUGAUUAAUUGAUUUUUUCUCAAGGUCCUGGAGAGCAGUUUGAACCAGAGGAAGUUCCUGGUGGCCAAGGAGACUGAGGACUGUCCGGCAGGUAGGAGAAACCGGAGGUGUUGAAAUAGGUCAGAUUAUAGGUGAUACCUGUGAUUAUCACCUGAGAAUCACGGCCACUGGAUAUGAGUACGGACUCCAGGCCAAAUUGGCGAUUCAGGUCGGUUCUUGACGAGAAAGCUCGCAUGGGGAAUGGCUGAAAGUAGGAAUGUUAGAAAGAUGCGCCCGACCGCGAAACGGCUUGCGCUAGGCGUUAUUAACGCGGAAUGGACGUUUCUGAAUCGCUUUAGUGAUCACUUGAUACGCUAGCCGGCAUCUCAGGCACUAGAAACGAACUUUUCGAGGUCACUUUAGUGAUAACUUGAUUUCUUGAACAGGUGUGCCCGACCGCGGAACGGCUUACGCUCGCCGGCUUUUUAAACAUUGAUAACGCGACACAGACACUUCUGAGCCACUGUAGUGAUCACUUGAUCGCUCUGACGUUGCUAAAUUGACCAUGAAACGGUUCAAAAACGUCUAGUAAAAUUGAGUGUCUGAAUUGAGCCGCAGAACGACGGCGACGCAGUGAUCCAUUCCAAAUGCGACCACUGAAUCUUGAUCUUGAUUAGCAUAGACUCCCACCCAGGAUAAUCUGCAGACUCGAGAUAAAUCAGGAAAACUCUGCUCUUGACAAGAAAGGUCGCAUGGGAAAUGGCUGACAGUUUAGUUUUGAGUAGGGAUGUUAGGAAGAUGAACCCGACCGCGAAACGACUUGCGCUAGUCGGCUUCUUAUUCAUUGAUAACACGAGACGGCGCUUCCUGGACCACUUCAGUGAUCACUCGACAGCUCUGAAGUUGCUAAAGUAACCGCUCAAAGGUUCAAAAACAUCCAGUCAUGUUAACAGUGUCCGACUGAAGCCGCACCGCGACCGCGACGCAGCGAACCAUUCCAAGGGAGAUCAUAAGUCCUCGACUUUGAUGAAGCUCUUAGAUACAAACGUCACAAGAAGAAUGACCCUGGCUAGUAAAAAAUGAGUUUGAAGAUCAUAAUGUCAUUUUUUUCCACUUGUCAAGCGCCAUUUUGAAGAAAAGUUCGAAAAAAUAAACUCAUUUCUGAGCAAAGUUGCUCUAUCGGUUAAGUAACCUUCAAGGCUCUGCGGUACUAGAAAAAAGCCGUCGACCGCUAAACGACUCGCUCUAGCCGAUAUUUUUGGUCUCUAGCCUUUUUUUUUGAGCCAUUCCAAGUGCGGCCUUAAUAUUUAUUAGUCCAUUUACAAUUAAUGUCAUUUUUCAACCUUUAGAUUGUAAAUCCGGCUUCGAAUAUUUCCGACGAAGAUGCGAUUUUUACCGAUUCGGCGACUGGGAAGUCGUGGAGCGCCAGGAAGGAUCAUAUCUAUGUGAGUUUUUGGGGAAAUCGACGGGUAUGUCCCCUAGAGAGGCCACUUUUGCAAGCUUUACCCCCUUUUAAGGGCCCUUAAGGUUGCCCCUUAAGGGACCACUCUGGAGUUCUUGCACAAAAAAAAAAGAAAAUUGACUAGCAUGCACCCUAGAGAGGCCACUUUUGCAAGCUUCAGUGGCCCCUAGAGAAGAACCUUCAAGGCCCAAAAAGGUUGCCCCUUCAGGGACCACUCUGGGGUUUUAAAGAGACUUUUUACUCAUUUUUUCAUAAUUAAUUCGAAUUCUUAUGUUUGUUUAUUCAAUUUUUCCAUUUGAAAACUCCGAAAAAGUGAUUUUUUCAAAAAUUCAAAUUGACUCGAAAAAAAAAGACAUCACUACUUUUCAGUCUUAAACUUGAACAUAAAUGGAAAAUUUUCAAAUUUUUUUAGAAAAUUGAGCACUAGUCUAGGAUUUUCAAUAAUUUAACCUUAAGAAAAAUGGGGAAAAUCUCAUUUUUCAGUUGCUUUCAGUUGUUUUAAUCGAAAAAACUGUUUUUCAAUCCUAAUUUCGAACAAAAUUGAAUUUUUUUCAUUUCUUUAUGAGUAAAAGUCUAGCUUUUCCACCCUUUUGUCCUUAAGAUACAUAUUUUUCAGUUCCCCGUGGUCUCGCAUUCAAACGAGAUCCGAAUGCACUACAAAAGAUCCUACGGCCGGCCAAAACUCAUCAUUUUGGUCCUGUUUUUGGAUGGUUUUUUAGAAAAAUCUUCAUAUUUCGAUAUUUUCCUUCAGCCCAAGAGUACCUCGACCGUUUCGUCCACAUCUAUCAGUCGAAAAUCGAAGACAAUCAGUACGGAUUCUCCGCUUCUCACUACAGUAACCUCACAUUCGACGAUGGAACUCUGUCGAAUCGGUGGAACAAUGAGAAAUUGUGGAUUCAGAAGGUCGAAAAAUAAAUUUUCUGCUGAAAAAUUGGUUUUUCAGGUGAAUUUCACCCGGAAUUCGGAAGCCGUCAUGUGGAUCCACUCGCCUCAACAUGCAGUUUUACCGAAUACCCCUAUUGCUCAGGUUAGAGGGGGAAAAAGGCGUUUUUUCAGGGUUAAAAUCAAUGAAAAAUGAAGCUUUUCACUUGAAAUUGACCAUAAAUUAAACAAUUUUGAAAAAAAGGAGAUUUAAUACUCCCUUGAAGUACGUUUCAGUAUAUCAUUAAAAAGUAGCCCGUAUUCAAAUUUCUGAUCCAUGGCGGAAAUUGAAAAAAUCUACUUUAUUCGCCCAAAAUCGUUCUCAAAAUGGAAUUUCGCUCCGAAUAAUGUCCCAUUUGCCAAAAAAUAAGAAAAUCGAACCGACCCCCAUUAGAAUAGUGUCCCCGCGUGAGGAGGGUACUUGUGGGCAUCGGGGCGCUUGCACUCUCGGCCCACUUAGUAUAGUGGUUAGUACUCCACGUUGUGGCCGUGGCGACGCAGGUUCGAUUCCUGCAGUGGGCAAUGUUUUUGCAAAUUUGUUUUGCUGAUGAGUGAUGAAGAUUGUAGGGCUUUAUAAAGUUUUUGAAGGUGAAGGGAUCACUUUAGGGAUUUUGGAAAUGAUUAUUUUUCAGUUUUUGUUUGAAAUUCACCGUUUUCAUGCAGUUAUUUAGAUUUUCUCAUUAAUGAAACUUGAUAUUCCCUUUGAAAUUCUUCUUAUUAUGUUCAGUAUAAGUACUAUUUAGGUUUUUAAAAUGAAUUUGAGGGGUUUCAAAGAUAAAGAGCAUGUUUUGGUUUCUAUUUGACCGAUUCCGUUGGCUUUAUACUGAUUUUUGACUUUUUCACGCUUUUUCGAUAGAUUUUUGCGGUUUUCAGUAAGUUUUUUCUAUUUUUGAUUAACUUUUUCUUACAUAAAAUCCAUGGUUAUGAAAUAUAGAGCAGCAAUGAUCUUUUUUGGGACUUUCAUAACAGUUUUUUUCAGUCGGAUUUUUCGACGAGAAAAAAAUUUUUUUGAAAAAUGAAAAAAAUUUCAUCUUUUUCAAAAACAUUUUGAGGUUCUUUUUCAGAUAACCUACCAUUUCGACAACUGCUCCGUUAUCAACAAUACCGGGCCAAUUAUUGAAUCGCAUCGGGACCUUUACGCGUCGGCCAACGUCUUCCACUGGAUCAUUUGGUCGAGCACGUUUGCCAACAAUACGAAUUCUGGCCUGGCCGUCGCCCUGCCGGACACCGUCGAUUUGUUGGCCAGACAGCAGCAUUCCUUCUUUGUUAGUUGUGAAUUUGGAAAAAAAAAACGACAUCUAUAGGGAACGUCAGAGUGGUCCCUGAAGGGUUUAACAGCCCUUAUGUUGGACAAAAUAGUGCUCCUUAAAGGGCUAAAGUUUAGGUAGUCAUUAUAGGGUUUUAUGGUCUAUCCCUAGGCCUAUAUAACUUGAGUGGUCCCAAUAGGGGUCUUCAAAUUUUUGACACGAUUUGAAAAUUUAAAAAAAAAACGUAUUCAAUGAAAGUUUAUCGAUUAGUUUUUUGUCAAAAAUCGCUAAUUUAUUGAGCUUUUCGCUCGAAAAAUGCUUCUUCUCAUAGAUAGUCCACAAGACUCCCCUAGAGUGGCCACUUUUGAGCCCUCUGAAAAAGGAAAGUGGUCCCUUGAGGGGAACCUUCGAACGCUCAUAAAGUUGAACUUCUCAGGACCACUCGGGCGCUCCUAAGUGGUAGUACUGGAAAUGAAAACCCUAAAAAAUCUUAGUUUUCAAAUUCUCAAUUCGAAAAGAAAAGUCAUCAUUUCAAUCCGAACCGAUUCCCAUAACUAGAAACUCGGAAACGCAUUAUUUUUUUAUGGAAAAUCGGUUCAGAGAAGAAAAAAUGGCCGGAGCCCUUUUUAACAUCUGCGCUCUAUGGAUAAUUAUCUUGCACGGUUUUUGUCAGAUCUUUUUUUUAACAAGAAUCCAAAACUAUCAAUGGAGCGCACAUUAUUCAGUUUCUUGUAUCUAUUUUUUCUCAAAAAGGGUUUCUAAGAAAAAAAAAAGGUCAACAUUUUGAGAUUUUGCGCUCUAUGGAUAAUAGUCUAGCGAAGUUAUUAUCAGCUCUGAUUUUCGUACAAAAAUCGAAAUUAGCCGUGGAGUGCACAAUAUUUAGUUGUUCGCAGCUAUUUUUAUCUCAAGGACUUCUUAAAAAGUUUUUUUGAUUUUUUUAUUUGAUGACGAAAUAACGAUUAUAAUUUAAAAAAAUCUCAAUGUACAGACGUACUAUGAGGCUUAAAAUAUGAAUUUUCAUCUUCAGAUGACGGAAAAUCGAUUCGAAGGAAAUGAAGGCUUCCGUGUACUACUUGACGGCUACUACGCUUUUGUGAACAUGUCCUCGAAUAAUUUCACCGAUAACUGGGCUCCGAAAAGAUUCGGAAUGGUGGAACUGCGUGGAAUGGAGAAACAAAUGUACAUCGAGAGAAAUCGAUUUUUCAACAAUUGGGUGAGUUUUUGACCCACAAGGGGUCAUUUUACUUGGAAAUUUUCUGAAACUUGGCCGAAAUAUUCUUUGACGUCCCAGAGGAAGGUCCUGAAAGUCCCAACUUUCAAUCAUUUGUCAUUUUUAAGAAAUGAAACCUGCAAAGUUUCAUAUAGUCCUAGUUAGCGCUAGAGCGCAGAUUCCUAGAGCAACGAAAAAAAAAACGCCUCAAGUUGGAAAUUUUGUGAUUUUGAUGGAUUUUGACGGGUUUUCCUUGGUCUUCAACCUUAAAAAAUGGUUUUCGAGAAAAUAUAUUUUUUUAGAUUUUUAGAUUUUAUAGUUUUCCAUUGGUUUUCAACCUUAAAAGACAGUUUUUUAAUAAAAUUUCAUUUUUUUUUUUAUCAAUUUAAUGUUGUUUUAACAAUACUUUUAGCAGUAGAGCGCGGUUUCACAAGAGCAAAAAUUGAGAAAAAAACGCCUCAAGUUGGAAAUUUUGUGAUUUUAAUAGAUUUCGAUGAGUUUUUCCAUUGGUUUUCAACGUUAAAAAAAUAGUUUUCAAGAAAAAUCCUUUUUUUCGAUUUUUUUAGAGGUUUCCCAUUGGUUUUCAACUUUAAAAGACAGUUUUUUUAAUAAAAUUUCAUUUUUUUAUCAAUUUAAUGUAGUCCUGAUAAUACUUUUAGCGGUAGAGCGCGGUUUCUCAAGAGAAAAACUGAGAAAAAAAAACGGCUCAAACUUUCAGAAAAUCGUAAAAAAUGACCUCCCUUUCUGAAACAAAACUUGAAAAAUGUCAAAAUUGCAGGGCCAUUGGAUGAUCAAACUAGAUAUAAUGUCCCAAUAUCUGAAGAUGUUGCACGUUCCAGCCUUCAUUCAAUACAAUUACAUAGAACACAAUCAUUUUAUCAAGGUAGAAAUCCUCAUUAUUGCUCAUAUUAGCUCAUAUUUGCAGCCGAAAAGCGACUACGUCGACAUGUGGCCCCGGUCCUAUGCUGUUGGAGUUUUCGGAGCUCAGAAAAUCGAUAUUCAUUUCAAUCGAUUCAAAAAUUUGUUGAUCGAUUUUGAGCUGGUUUCGGGAUGCAAGGUGGGUACGGCAAUAGAUAUUUUUGCCCGGAAAGAGGUUUUUUAAUUUUAAAAAGGCGGUAUUGAAGAUUUUUUAGUUUCACAGAUGGUAUCGGGUAGAAAAUUCCCAAAGUGUGUCUUAAAAAUUAGUUGAGAAAAAACAGCCGCCUUAGGUUGAACUACGGCGCUCCAAGGAUAAUUUGUCGAAAAGUGCUAAUUUUGACUUGUUUUUUUCAUUUUUGAAACAGUUUUGCGAAAAAUAAACGUUUAUCAAUAGAGCGCACUAGCUGUGGCUCUUUUUUCCUUAGCUCGGUUCGGACCAAUCGAAUAAUUUUUUUACAAAAUGUUCGACAAAAAAAAAUUUAGAAGUAAGUCUGAAAAAACAGUUGAGAAAAAACAGCCGCCUCGUUUUGUAAUUUUGCGCUCCAUGGAUAAAAGUGCUCAUUUUGAAUCCUUAGAACUUUUUGUUUUUUUUGAACCGCUCGAUUUCCGGUGGUGCAAAUAGGACGCCCCCCGGACGUUUCUGAGAUAUCCUAGGGAUCACUUAAGAGUUCUAAAGCUGCUCAAGUGGCCACUAGAAGUGUCCGAUUUUUGUUACCGACAUCCGAGCAGACUUUACAAGAAAAAUUUCAAUUUAUCUAUUUAGCGCACUUGGUCUGGCUUUUUUUGUCAUUUUCACUGAUUCCAACAACGAUUUUCGUUUCGAAAUGCAAAAUGAAGGGAAAACACCUCAAUUUUUUUUUUCUUUACAGUACACCCAAUUCGACGAUUCGAUGAACGUGACUUUCAACUGGUGGGGCACGGGAAACGAAGCCGAAAUCGCCCAGAGGAUUUUCGAUUUCGACGAUUGGAACACUUUUACGUUGGCCCGAUUUAGUCCAUUUUACGUCACGAAUGGACUUUUCAUCAACUUCUGGUUCAAUCCGUGGAGGGUGAGCGUUGCGGUCGCGCGUCGCGGCUUUUUUCGCGCGAAUUUCAAAAUUUUGAAGCAUUUUUUGGAGCAAAAUGUGUUAUUUUUCGAUUACUUCCUUUUCUGAAUUUUUCUGUUAAAAAAAAACUUCCUUCUCUGUGCCCUCCUCGUCUCUCGGCGACCCUCUCACGUUGACGUGCUGUUUUCCUAUUUCUAUGACCUCGCCGGUGAGGGAACAGAGACGCAGACACGCGAAAACAUUCAAGAGGCGGUGAAUGGACUAUAUUAAACCGAACCAAAUUUUUCUGCGCUUUUUCACUUUUUGGACGCUUUUUCCCAUAAUUCACCCUUUCAGGACGGCCAGAUAGCCCAGGCCACCUACAUCGAACCCAGCGUCUUCGAUCUGAAAGGCCGAGUCUACGAAUCGAAAAACAUGAGCCUGAUUGUGGAACGGUGGCAUCAGUUUCCGCAUUAUUAUCGGGUAAUUUUUCGAAUUCUCACCGCUUAGGAACGCCAGAGAGGUCCCUAGAGGGGCUAGGGGAAAAACAGCCCCUCUAGAGUUAUUUUGGCCCUACCGUGCUUACCGUAUCACUCUUUACAGUAACCUACAGAUUUUAGAAACUUCUAGCCCUACUAUCCUUACCGUAUCAUUACGUUACAGUAACCUACAGAUUUUCAAUAAUUAUAGCUCUACCGCUCUUAUGGUAUCACUCUGUUAAAGUAACCCACAGUUUUUCAAUCAUUCUAGUCUGACCAUCCUUACCGUAUAAAUCUGUUACAGUAACCUGAAUAUUUUAAAUUAUUUUAGCCUUAACGCCCUUACCGUAUCACUUUGUUACAGUAACCCACAGUUUCCCAGUUUUUUCUUGUCUUACGUUCCUACCGUAUCAUUAUUUUACAGUAACCCACAGUUUUCAAAUCGUUUUAGCUCUACCGUCUUAACCGUAUCACUUUAUUACAGUAACCCACAGUUUUUAAAUUGUUUUAGCUUUUCCGUCCUUAUCGUAUCACUCUGUUACAGUAGCUCACAGUUUUCAAACCAUUUCAGCCCUACCGUCCUUGCCGUAUCACUUUGUUACAGUAAUCUACAGAUUUAGAAACUUUUAGUUCUCCUAUCCUUACUGUAUCAUUAUCUUACAGUAACCCAGUUUUCAAAUAGCUUAAGCCUCACCAUCCUCACCGUAUGACUUUAUUACACGAAACUACAGUUUUCAAAUCAUUUAGCCCUAUCGUCCUUACCGGACCACUUUGUUAGAGUAACCGACAGUUUUUCGAUAAUAUUAUCCUUACUAUCCCUACCGUAGCAUUAUUUUACAGUAACCCACAGUUUCCUAAUCAUUCUAGCCGUAGCCCCUUACCGAAUCACUCUGUUACAGUAACCCACUCAACGACCUAAUGAUUUCAGCCCUACCGUCCUUACCGUAUCACUCGUGACGUCACCAUAAUGCCCGGCGCUACCUUAACCAUCGAAGAAGGCGUCGAAGUUCACGUUUGGCCCAACGUCCGCAUUUUGGUACUCGGAAAUUUGAUCGCAGAUGGGACCUAUUGGCAGCCGAUACGGUAGGAUACUGUAGCCUAUAAUUAAAUGUGAGGUUUUUUUCAGAUUCAAGCCAAUAAAUACGACGGAAUUCGAUGAAAUCCGUGGCCGGAUACCGUCACAGUACAAGAGGAAGCGAAGAUUCGUCGAUUGGACCAUUAAAAGACGGACGGAUACUGUAAUGAGGCAGGAACGGUUUUUGAGACAGAAGCGGUCUGAUAGGUGAUUUUUUUGGGGCUUUUUUUCAGGGGGAAUUUCUCUUGGCAGAGGCUUUGGUAUGGUGACUUUGACAGGAAAUCGGAUCAGAAUAGGGAAUUUUUUUCAAAUUUUUUUCAGGAUGGGAAUAAAAAAACUAUGCUCGGGGAGGCUUUUGUGUAGGAAUUUUGACAGGAAAUUGGAUCAGAAUAGAAAUUUUUUUUCAAAUUUUUUUGAAAGAGAAAUAAAAAAAUUCUGCUUGGGAAAGGCUUUUUGUGUAGAAAUUUUGAAUGGAAAUCGGAUCAGAAUAGAAAUUUUUUUCCAAAUUUUUUUAGGAGGGGAAUAAAAAAUUAUGCUUGGGAGAGGUUUUGUGUAGGAAUUUUGAAAGGAAAUGGGGUCACUUUUAAAAAAAAAUUUCCAUUUUUUGAAUAAAUUUUUUAUGAAGUAGAGGGCCAGAGUGACCUCUGUAGGGGACAAAAAUUGCUCCCUAUAGGGGUGAAGUUUAAGUGGUCCCUAUAGGGGUUAAAGAUCGGACCCUCAAGCUCCUAUAGGGGCCACUUUGGCGAGCUUUAGUGGCUCUUUUUGAGGGAGGUGAAGUGGUCCCUAGAGGGGUACUUUCAAGGGCCCUAUAGGGACCACUAUGGCGUUUUUGAGGAAAGGGUCCUUUAGGGGUUCUCCUAGAGAAUAAACAAGUUUAAAAAAUCAGAUUUUUCUUUCUUUCUCCUAAUUUUCCGUCAUUGAAAAUAUUAUUUUUUCAUUUAUUUUACUAAAUUUGAGUUCAAAAGAUGCUAAGAAAUAGGAUUAUUAUUACAGAUCCCGACAAGACCAAGUCUACAAAGAGUUCCCGACGCUUUUCCGGGACGACCCGUAUUAUCAGCGAUUUUCGGUGUCCCUGAACAGAAAUGGGUCCGAAAUUGGAAGAAGCGGCUUCCUGGAGAUUUACAAUGCGACAACUGGGGAAUUAGUCCCGUCGUGUGACCGGCAAUUCACUAUCAGGAAUGCACAGGUACAGCUUGAAAUCGAAGUUUUCAGAGUUUUUACGAGUCAUUUUUUAGCCCCCAAAAGCGUCAUUUUUCAAUCAUAGAGCUGUGAAAAACAAGUUUUUGUAGAUUUUUUUCCUUAAAAACCAUCAUUUUUGAGCUGAAGGGUCUUUGAAACAAAAAUUUUGUGCAUUCUUUACCUUAAGAAACAUCAUUUUUAGUUGAAUGACCACUCGUUAUUUUCUGGCUCUGUUGCCAAUUGAAACAUCAUUUUUUGAAUUGGAUAACCAGUAAGAAACGAGUUUUUUCCAAGUUUUUCUGAAAAGGCGCCGUUUUUGCGUUGGAGGGCCAGUAAAAAUUGGUUUUUGAGAUGGAAAUGCAAUAUUUGAAGACCUUUUCGUACAAUUUCAAGUAGGAAAUGAGAAGCUCUACAAGAUGAAAUUGAGGUUUCAUAACUCGUUUUUUACUAAGCCGUUUAGCUUGGAUUUUGAUACGCAUUCCGCAGUUCUCGAUCAGAUCUUUUUUUAAGUGUUCAAUCAGAAUUCUCUAGGUGGUUUGUCGAGAGCUGGGGCUCGAGACAAUGAACGCCUAUCAUUGGAUGACCCCCCGAUGGGACUAUAAUCCCAGAGUCCGACUCGUCAAGACUUAUAUGGAACCCAGGGAGUGUCGGGGCGAUGAGCCCAGCUUGGAUCGGUAAAUUUUGAAGUUUCCCUAGGAUUCAUUCCAUUCUCCUCUUAGGAAAAACUUCUUAAAAUUGAGCCAGAAUGCUUGAAUUUUGAUGAAAAUGUGGUUUUUUUAUCGUCUUCAAUUUUUUUGUCAUUUUUUUACAAUUUUUUUCAGUAAAAUAUUGUAGAAAGUCAUAUUUUUUUCACGUUUUUUUCCGUCAUUUACGAAAUAAAUUAUUAAAGUAAUUUACUCAAAAAUUAAAAAUUUGGAUUUUUCCAUAUGGCCCAGUUUCCUCUCGUAUUGCCUUGAAAUGUCAUUAAAAUGUGAUUUUUCCGAUCUCAAUUUUUGAAUUUUAUGGUUUUUUCGGAAAUUUCGCAGCUUUGUGAAAUACCAUCGACAUUAUUUUACAGAAGAAAAUGUUAAGAAUCAUGUAUUUUUUCCACCAGCCAAAAAAACUGUCCGCACUUUACAGAUGUGACCUCCGUCUGUCGGGAAACCGGGACCAGUGGCAGUGUAACGAUAAUGAGCACUUUAAUUAUAUUUAUUGUGGGUCGAAUCGAUCUUUGAGCAGGUGAUUUAUUGAUUAGAAAGAGAUUUUAUCAAUAAUUAUCAGAGAAUAUAUCGGAAAUUGGGGCGGAAUCACCUUCGCCGAAGGGCAUUUGGAGCUGCAGCCGUCGAGUUUGAAAGGUGAAUUUUGGGGUUUUUUGAAAAUCUAGGGAAAAAAUUGGGGUUUUUUGAAAUUUAGGUGAUAAAAUUUGAUUUUUUGAAGUUAUUGUCAAAUAUUGCUUUUUUUUUUUAAAGGCUCGAAUCAAAAAUUAGGGUUUUUGGAAUUCGGGUCAGAAAAGGGUUUUUUCAAGUUCAGGUGGAAAAAAGAUGAGUGCAAAAUUUUUUUCUAUAACUAUGUUAGAGAGCGUGAAAAUUUGAGAGAGAUUAGAGAAAAAGAGAUUUUUUUAACUUUUUAAACUUUUUUUAUUUAAUUUUACAUUUUUUUCAUUACAAAGACAAAAAUAUCGGAUUUUCGAUAUUUUUUUAGCGGAAGUUAGAGAGCAUGAGAAUUUGAGAGAGGGUAGAGAAAAACAGACAAAUUUCGAAUUUCUGGCGCUUUUUUUCUUCCCCUUGUCAUGUACUAUAGAAAAAAAAUUUUUUCGAUUUUUUUUUUUUAAAUUAGAUAAAGUAUGGUUUUCGGAGAAACGCAGAGAAACGAUAGAGAUUUUAAUCUUCUGAGAUGUUUCUUACUACUUUAUGAGACAGUUUGGGAUUCUCAGAGACAUUAGAGAAAAUGAGUCAUUUUGAGUUUCCUUUGGGAUUUUUCUGAUUUAUACAUUUUCGGGGGUAUGAAAACAUAAUUAGCGAAAUUUGCGUUGGCGAACUUAUCGAAGACCGCAAAAUUGCGGGCGGUGUAUGCCACCGUGUAUGCAUACUGUUUGCGCAAAAAUCAAUAAACACCUUUCCGACGGAACUUUUUUUCCGACUUUUUUUGCCUUUUUUUCAUAUUUUUUUGGAUUUCGUCACUCAUUUUUUUGUUUUUUCUGUUCUUUCAUCUUUUUCCAUCGCAUUAUGAUCCUUGUAUCGGAAAAAAAGACCUCAAUUUUUUUGUUUGAAGCAAAAAAAUUUUUUGGAAUAAUUUUUCGUCGUGAUGGCUGUUGGAACAUUGUUUAUAACAGUUUUUUUUCUGCGUUUCAAUUACAGAAUGAGUGAAGAAGAAAGAGCUAUGAGAGAAACAUUGGAUGACAUGCUUGAUUACUUGAGUGACACUGAUUCCUACAAAUCUGUAAAUUAUUGUUUUUCGUUUCGGGCAACAUCAAAAAAAUUUCCUAUAUCUUUCACAUUCUUCUCGUGUCAUUUCUUAUUUUUCCAAUUUCUUGUUUUAUUUCAUUUUAUUUCACCAUAGUCCAUAAAUUUGUUGUUUCCAAAUCUUUUUUUUUCAUUGAAAUUGUUUCCUAUCGGAUAAAUAUAUUGUUAUCGAGAAAAAUUAGGAACAAUGCGUACCAGAGGAUCAUAAUGCGAUGGAAAAGAUGAAAUAACAGAAAAAACCGAAAAAAAAUGAGUGACGAAAUCCAAAAAUUUGAAAAAAGAGGCAAAAAAAAAGUCGGAAAAAGUUCCGUCGGAAAGGUGUUUAUUGAUUUUUGCGCGAACAGUAUGCAUACACGGUGGCAUACACCGCCCGCGAUUUCGCGGUCUUCGAUAAGUUCGCCAACGCAAAUUUCGCUAAUCUUGUUUUUAUACCCCCACAUUUUCGAUGGAAUGAUUGAGAUUUUGUUAAUUAUGUACCUGUUCAUUACCAAUUAUCAGGUAGAUUUCGAUAAUUUUCAGAAGGUUCGGUCCUCCGGAACGUCGAAAUCGUGGGCGGCGGGUCUGGCCAUAACGAUUCUUGGCAAUCCGCCGGCUUGCAACUUUUCCAUCGAUCUCCAAUCAUUGAUCAUGUUAACGUGACCAAUAGUAGCAUGCAUGCGGUGCAGGUUGGUUUUGAGGGGAAAAAUAAACUCUAUUCCGCUCAUACGUGGGCUAACCCAGGCUUGUGCGGAAGCCGCGCAUUUUAAGCCCGACCUGGCCCGUCCUUAGCGAAGCCUCAAGAAAAGACAGCCGGUCUGGCCCAAAAAAGUGCAGUUUUCUCUGAAUCAAUCAUCACGCUUUUCAAUGAAAAAAAAAAUCACGUUUUUUGUUUUUUAUCCACUUAGGCGUCUACAGAGAUUGAAUAAGUAAAACAAAUUUUUCGUUGGGAACUUUUUUUUAAGCUAAGAAAGGUUUUCUGAGGCUUGGCCUGGCAGCAAUGAGGCUCUGGAAGCCUGGGCAUACCAAAAAUGUGUUGAAAAAGGCCCCACAUUGGAAGAGAAGUAAUUAAAAAUCAAACUUCUCUCACAUCAAAAAAUUCCUUACGUCAAGUUGAUGCUUAUAUUGAAUCGCUAACCGCUUUGGUUGCCGAUUUUAGAAAUGGAAAAGAAAAUGCGUUUUCUCACGACUUCAGUUGCUUUUUUAUAAUAUUUAUGAGAACGUCACAACUAUAAAUCGACCAAUCUUCGAAUUUCCCCGCUUCCUAACUGUGAGCGAUUGAAAAAAAAGUUGUAGGUCAUAAACCCCCGAGAAAAAGUUGUGCUGAGCAAUCUGAACGUGACUGACAACAAAGGCCAAGGUGUCAACAUUCUGACGACAUUUAUCCAAGCUCCCACUUCGAAUCAAGGUAAAAUCAAGGCAGAAACGCCAAUAAAAAAUUUUUUCUGCUCAGAAAUCCUCGAAAGACCCUUAAGUAUCCCCUAUUUCGCCCAAGGGAUGCUGGACAUGUGCGCCUCGGCGAAGACUAUCAAGUUGACGAAUCGGAUAUUGGUUGGUUUCCGAAAAGAGAGAAAAAAAAACUUGAGAAAAAAUAGCCGUAUCAUUUUGGAGCGAACGCGCCCCAUUGAUAACUUAUGAUUUUUUCAAUUUUUGUAUUUUUUUCACAGAAAAUCUAUGUUAAACGGCUUCAAAUUCCAGCCAGAAGGUUUUAUUUUGAAUAAUCAUGAGCUAGAAUGGAAGUUAGCCGUGGAGCGCAAAAUCACUUUUUUUUUUUCAUUUUGAGCGGUUUCUUUGAAUAACCAUAAAGCUACCAUCAAAAUCAGCCGUCGAGCGAAAAUUCCUAUUUUUUUUUCUCAUUUUGAGAGGUUUUUUUUCAAAUAAUCGAGAGCUAUGACUCACAUUUAGCCGUGGAGCGCAAAAUCCAAACAGAAGCCUUUUUUCUCUCUUAACCCAAAAAGUAUUUGGAAACAUUAAUUCUCCAGAUCUACUACAAAUACGACUCGUAUCCGGUGGAUUGCGUCAAGAUUUUCUCGUCGGAAGGCCGAAGAAUCGCUUUUCGAUUGGUUCAGACCAAUUUCUAUCUGAACGAGGCGGAUCUCGGACGUCCUGACGCGUUGAAAGUCUACAAUUCGGCUUCCCUCCACCCUAUGAACUUGGUCGCCGAGUUUAGGUAGGAGGGUGUCAAAAAAAUCAGAAAAAAAGAACCGUUAUGAAAAAAACUUGAAGAAAAAUGGUUAAAAAAAAUUUUUAAAAAAAAGUCGAUUUUGCGAAGAUUUUUGUCAUUAAUUGGUACAGAAUAAUGUUUUCGACCGAAUAAAAAAAAAAAUUUGGAUUUUUUUCUUCACCCCAUGUACUCGGUUGCCUAGUUCAUUUGUGAAUUUAAAAAGUUUUUUUCCAAAAGAAAAAAAAUAGGAUUUCGAGGAAAUUAAUCGGAGUAUUUUUUUGCAAAACUUGAAGAAAAAAAUGGUUAAAAAAAUAUUCUAAAAAGUCGAUUUCGAGAAGUUUUUACAAUGAAAGUCUCCGGAGGAACACUUUUUAUGUCAUUUUAGGUCAUUUUUUUCGAUCAAUUUAUCGAUUUUUUUAUCCGAUUUUAGUGAUAAAACUGAUAAAAAAAUGGCAAAAAAAUCCACAGCUUGGAUUUGUUAUUAAGCCUUGAUAUCUGAUCGAAAUUCUUGGAGCCAUAAUUAAUAAAUCAUAAAAAUUUUUUUCAAUAGAAGCUUAUCUUUAUCACCUCUAAUUCUUAUGGAAAAAAAUUGCUAAGAGAAAUUUUUUUGGCCGUUUUUUUCGGCAAUCGAUAGCUUUUUGACAGGAAAGUUUGGAAAGAAACGACAGGAAAUACAAAAAAAAAAAAUAUGAGAAAAAAAUAGGAAAAAAAUUAUGAUUAUUUUUUUCGAGAAUUUAUUGAAUAUUCAAGUUAGAAAAAUCGAUGAAAGAGACUAUUUAAAAAUUCAUUUUUGGGCAAUUUUUCAAUUUUACAAUAGUUUAUUGGUUUUUCAAUGGACACUAGCGGCAAAAACUUACGAUUUUAGGUACUUUUCACUCUUAUUUGACCGAUUUGAGUGUUAAAUUUUAUUCGAAUUGCGAAUUUCAAUGAAAAGCCUCGAAUUCAGAUCGAAAGGCUUCAAUUCGCCGACGACUUCGGUUACUGGCGAAACUUUGGCCCUCCAUAUCCGAGCCAGCGCCGCCGACGGAAUCUAUGGCUUUAUCGCCGAAAUUUCGGCCGUCCCUAGUGUUCCCGACAAUCGUGAGCUAUCUUAGGCUAUCAUGAGCGAUAUGGUGUUGUUUCACAGAGAAUGUGGGAGAAGUUGUGAUACGCAACUCGCGGAUCGAUAACAACGACCGAGGCGCGAUCGAUUACAUGAAUUCCGGGGAAAUGAGCCCUUCUUUGGUCAUUGGUGGGUUGAAAAAAGUGAAAAAAAAACUCGUUUUGAAAUGCGGAAUUUAGGGAGAAUUUUAAUGAGAAUGGUAUCAAACUUUUCGAAAUUAAUAAGUUAUGAGAAAAUUUGAGAAUUUAGCGAGUAAUGUAUGAAGGUUUGAAAAAAAGGACGAUUUUUAGAAAGGCGAAGUCAAAAUUUAUAAUUUUCAUAAGUUUUACUGUGGCUCAGGAACGCCAGAGUGGUCCCUAGAGGGGCGACCUUAUAGACCCUUCAAAGUUCCUCUCUAGGGACCUUUUCGCUUCCUCCUAUAGGAUGUAAGAAUGUUUCUUAAAGUGGUCAUUCUAGGUGUUUCAGCCCCUUAGAGGGAGUGUUUCCAUGUAGGGACUGUUUUUUUCCGUCUACGGGCCAUUCAGACGUUCCUAAGGAACCCACUGAGCAGAUAGAUAAGUAGUCAAGAGAGGAUAGAAAAUAUUCAGCAUUUACGUACUCUCUUCGAUUUCUUAUAAUUAUUGAAAUUGGCAGAAUUCCGAGGAAUUUUGGCGUUUUUCGCGAAAGUUCUGUGUUAUGAAGAGAUAUUUUACGCAUUGUAAAGGCAGUCUGCUUUCUAAAAAAUCAUCAGAACUUCAUUUUGUGUUUUUUAUUCCAGAAGACUGCUCGAUUUCCUUCAAUGGCAUCCAUUUGUAUGGAAAUAUUUCAACAGCAAUGCAGGCGGUUCAGUUGAAUUUGCAUAACACGAUGGUGAGUUUGAAAAAGAAGUUGAAUCUAAAAAAAUUCUCUUCUCUUUCAAUAAAUCUUUAUUCAUAAAAGGAUAAAAAAAUUUGAAUCUUAGAAAUUCAAAUUUUUUUUCCAAAAAUCUUACCCACGAAACUGUCUCACCUGUCUGCGCUCUCUCCCCUAUGGUCGGCGAGGUCAGAGGAGCAAGAAAAUAGCGUUCAAAGUUAGAGGGCGCAGAGUGUCAGACUUUUCAAGCUUUGGUGAAUUGAACAUUCUGAUGAGACUUCUGAACCUUGUCCUUUUUGUCUCACUUGUCUGCGCUCUCUUCCCUCUCGUCGACGAGGUGAGAGGAGCGAAAAAAUAGUGUUUGAAGUUAGAGGGCACAGAGAAGUCAGGCUUUUCAAUUUGUGGCAGAACAUACUUAUGAGACUUCUGAACCUUUUCCUUUUUGCCUGACUUGUCUGCGCUCUCUUCCCUCUCAUCGGCCAAGUGAGAGGAAACAAGGAACUAGCGUUUAAAGUUAGAGGGCCUAGAGAAGUCAAAUUUUUCCGAGUGAGGAGAUGAAAAUAUUAUGUUGGAACUUUUGAAACUCGCCCCUUUCCUGGAUUUUUCUAGAAUGGAUUUUCAGUUCCUCCUGUUCCGUUCCAACUCCCUGGCCCACAAUCGAGGUGGCCUCUACAUUUCGGCGACGUCUUCAUCUCCGGUCGCACGUCUUCAAGCCCUCAUCAAGAACUGUCUCUUCUCACACAACACCAACUCCACUACGUUCGCCCUUCUUGGAAAUAACUAUCAAGUGGUGAGGAAAUUCAGGGGCUGUAAAAAGCUUUGUAUGUAUGAAAUGAAUAAACGUAAGCGCAAGUAGUUUCUGGUCGGAUGCGCGUGAAAACAAAAAUUUCUCAUUGAGAACUUUUUAGGGUGACAUAAAUGUGGCUUCAGCAUUGCAAAUAUAUUUUUGAUAGUUGCGUCUUUCAUCUUGUGAUAGAAAUACCUUCAUGCGCAAGUAGUUUCUGGUCGGGUGCACUGAAUUAGCCUUUUUUGCAACCAUCCCCAUGAUAUGUGAUUUGAUAACAAGGAUGAAUAAGUAGCAGUUGUUUUGAAUACCAGCUGCGCCCGACCUUCAGCGGCUUCUCAUCGCCUCAUGCUAGGAGAUACAGUCACGCGCAAGUAGUUUCGGGUCGGAUGCGCUGAAUCAGCUUUUUUUGCAACUAUCUCUAUGAUAUGUGAUUUGAUAACAAGGAUCAAAAAGCUCGCGGUUUGUUGCCUCAAAGCUGCACCCGACCUUUAACGGCUUCUCAUCGCCUCAUGCUAGAAGAUGUUGUCUCACGCAAGUAGUUUCUGGUCGGAUGCACUGACAUAGCCUUUUUUGCAACCAUCCCCAUGAUAUGUGAUUUGAUAACAAGGAUGAAUAAGUAGCAGUUUUUUUGCAUACCAGCUGCGCCCGACCUGUAGCGACUUCUCAUUGACUCAUGCUAGAAGAUGCUGUCUCGCGCAAGUCGUUUCUGGUCGGCAGGGCUAUCUAAACUAUCCCAACUUGUCCAACUUUUUCUCGAAUCUGAUGAAUUGCUUCAGGCAACGCUGUUGAACAACGUGAUCAGCCUGAACUACGCCCUCUACCACGACACGAUCGUCGUCCAGGACGCGGCGAUGAACAUGACGCGGAACGUCGUCUUCGGAAACACCGGCCUUCAUACCGUCGAUGUUCACGCCAACGCCAGGAUGUCUUCCGAUUCGACUGUCUUCUUCUUCAAUCACUUUUAUGAUAACCAUGCCCUGGGCAGCGGGUUGCAGUAUGCGGUACGGGCUUGAGGAAAAAUGGGAAAAAAUAGCUGUGACUUUUUUGAGCUUGUGCGCUCCAAGGCUUAAAUGUAGAUGAAGGCGUUCAUUUGGAUGAUUUUCUAGACACUUUAUAAGCAGAGAAAAUGUAUAGAAAACCAAAAUCCUUAGUAACAUGAAUAUUGAUUAUCAAUGGAGCGCAGAAGUGUUAGAGUUUCGCGGCUCUUUUUUCUCAGAAGUUAUUCGAAUUUUUUUUUUUUGAGCUUGUGCGCUCCAAGGCUUAAAUGUAGAUGAAGGCGUUCAUUUGGAUGAUUUUCUAGACACUUUAUAAGCAGAGAAAAUGUAUAGAAAACCAAAAUCCUUAGUAACAUGAAUAUUGAUUAUCAAUGGAGCGCAGAAAUGUUACAGUUUCGCGGCUCUUUUUUCUCAGAAGUUAUUCGAAUUUUUUUUUUUGAGCUUGUGCGCUCCAAGGCUUAAAUGUAGAUGAAGGCGUUCAUUUGGAUGAUUUUUCUAGACACUUUAUAAGCAGAGAAAAAUGUAUAGAAAACCAAAAAUCCUUAGUAACAUGAAUAUUGAUUAUCAAUGGAGCGCAGAAAUGUUACAGUUUCGCGGCUCUUUUUUCUCAGAAGUUAUUCGAAUUUUUUUUUUUGAGCUUGUGCGCUCCAAGGCUUAAAUGUAGAUGAAGGCGUUCAUUUGGAUGAUUUUCUAGACACUUUAUAAGCAGAGAAAAUGUAUAGAAAACCAAAAUCCUUAGUAACAUGAAUAUUGAUUAUCAAUGGAGCGCAGAAAUGUUACAGUUUCGCGGCUCUUUUUUCUCAGCAGUUCUUUGAAUUAUUUUUCGAUUUUGAUCCUUUCAGGAACGAUAUGGUUACCUGCCAGUUCAUGAGCGGGAUGAGUCACGGGACAGGCCAAGAAGGAAACGACAGGUAAAAGAUUUUUAUUCAGAAACUUUUGAGAAAGGUUAG
This is a messenger RNA of Caenorhabditis auriculariae, 29771 nucleotides long. Lineage: Eukaryota; Metazoa; Nematoda; Chromadorea; Rhabditida; Rhabditidae. The record is from the annotation of a GenBank genome assembly.